Messenger RNA from Eurytemora carolleeae, 5678 nucleotides. RefSeq lists its product as uncharacterized. Lineage: Eukaryota; Metazoa; Arthropoda; Copepoda; Calanoida; Temoridae. The record is from RefSeq and is a predicted model, not a curated record. The transcript has 37 exons. The coding region runs from base 72 to 5495 and encodes 1807 amino acids.
UUUUAUUCUUUUGUUCUUGUUCUUUUCAGUUCUUUUCAGAUUUUAAUAAUAAUGCGUAAAUAAGUUCAACAAUGAAACUCAAAGAAGGACUAGGGAUGAUUUUAGUCCUCCUACCAGUACUGGUUUCCGCAGUAACUCCAGGUCCAACAACUGUGACUGAAUACCUGGACUCCUGUUAUUGCCCAGGAGACCCAAAGUUUGUGACAGAUAGAAACCUGUUCUUAUCGAUGACACGGCUUCGACAUGAAGCUGAUUCUGGGAAUAUGCCUGGAGUAGAUCCUCUUGCAGUUUAUAAAGCUCCAGUUGAAAGAUUGCCUGGAAUACCUCCACUCUCUCUUCUUCAACUCAUGUUUCCUGGACAAGGAGAUACUGAGUUGCUAAGUCUGACUCAGGAACAGCUUCUCAAUAGAAUGGGUAUAACCACAACUGUGGCAACAACCCUAGCAACAACUUCAGCAGCAACAGCAGCUGCGUCAACAGCCUCAACUACAGCUGCUGCUCCUGCGGCACGAAAAAAACGACAAGCUGAGAAAGCAAUAGAAGAGUAUAUUUCAAGGUACAAAAGAGCUGCAGCCUCAGGUGCACCAAAGGAGGGAAUUGAUAUGUUAAUUCCACGCACCGUAAUGACAGGAAUUCAUCCUAGUGGUUCACCAAGAACUGAUCCAGCAACUGGGUAUGCCUGUAACUGUCCUUCACCAGGGAUGAGGCUUCGGAAGACUUUACAAUUAAGAGAUUCAGUCUGGAAACCAACAUUUAAGGAUCCAAAGAGUCUGACUUUCUUAAAAGAAAAAAAAGUAAAAGAGGAUGAGUUGAAUUUGAUGCUUUCCAAAAGCAAUCUACUACUGCAGGCUGGACUUGCUGGACUUACAGUUCUUUCAAUAGAAUUAACCGAUGCAACACUGGACUCCACCGGAGUGCUUGAUAAAGUUGGGUUGAUAGUAGAAACUGAAAUAUGCUUUGCCAAUGAGUACAAUUCAACUGUUGCCAGCACUCUUGACUCAUUUUUCACAGCAAACCAGGCUAUAAAUAUUGUAAGCAAGCCCUUUACUAAUGCAAGUUGUAGCAUUCAAGACUUACCAGCAACAUAUCCUGAAGUUGAUUCAUUCCUUACUAGAGCGGAUCCUGACAUUCAGUUUCAAGUAAAAGCAGAGGAAAUCAGCAGUGGGCUUUUCGGAUACUACAAAUGCACAACUUCAAUGAAGUUUUUAUCUGAAAAGUUUGACCGGGACAAAGAUGGAAAAAUGGGUAUACAAUGUAAGAAUGGUCAAUGGGAUAUCCAUCCAAGUGCAAUGCCUACUGUGAAUGAUUGUAUUGAGCAAACUGUUUGUAGUGUUGACACAAUAAUGGCCAAAGUAAACAGUGGCCUCUUUCGGAAGCCAUUAGUCACAAGGAUUGCUCCAAAAGAGUUCUUAUACCUGACAUGUGCAGAUCCUGAAUCCUAUUUGUACAACUCCAAGGAGCCUUUACCAGCAAUAUUUACCUUGAUAUGUCAAGAUGAUGGAACAAUGUUACCGUGGAAAAAAUCUGCUACCGGAGAGCAGGGACCAGAUCCUACAAACACAUGGCCAUCUUGCAAAACCCCAAACUAUUGCUCAAACUUUCCAGAAUCACCCAUCCCACCUUCAACAACCACUACAACAACAGUAGCACCUAGUAAUAUUACUGGACCUGUUCCAACUAGCAGACUAAUCCCAGCUAAACCAAUGAUAACAAAAGUGAGAGAAUUUGAUACUUAUGAGUACAAAUGUGAAGAUCCAGAUAUGGUAGCAGAUAAAUCAGCAUCAUUUCUUCUAGAAUGUCCUGCAAGUGGAGUGUUCCCAUCAGCUGCAUCCAUCAUGUGGCCUGUUUGUCGUCCAUCUGUAAAAUGUACUGAAAAUAUACCUUUACCACCAUUCUACACAGGACUUUUCAGUCGUGACUUGGCCCCAAUCAAAGAGUAUAGUGAAGUAGUUUACAGCUGCUUCAAGUCAGCUCUCAAACCAUCAGAUGGCAGCUCAAGUGUCAAGGUAAAAUGUCUAAGUGAUACAACCUACCAAGUACCAUCAGUUUGGCCUAUUUGCCAGAUUGAAGGCACUAAAAAAUGCAAUUGUCUUGGAGAUCCAGGGGUAACCAAUGCUGCAAGCUGUUCUUCUGGACUAGCCAACUGUCCUGCUGCAAAAAUACUUGAUGCUACUUGCAGAAUUAAUGGUAAAUCUCUGCUGGAUAAUGAUGUUUUGCCCUUGGUUCCAUUAAAAGAUAGAUGCGGAACAACUGAUCUUGCAGACCCUAAGCUUGAAAAUAUGUGCUAUUGCAUGCAGAAGACUGAUGACGGUGUCAAGGAUGCUUACAUCAUCAAUUUUCUAAUUGUGUCACACCUUUGGGAAAAUGAAAUGGCUUUUAUUUCAACUGAAAACUUUCAAAAAAUCAAACUGCUGGUUGAAAAGAACGUGGAUGAUUUAUUACUAACAAAACCAUACUUCAAUAGUCGGAAGUAUGUACAGAGUAAAUUAAUAACUGUGAGAAAAGGUCCAAAAAUAAAGUGUAAAACACCUCCUAAUCCCCCAAAACAAACAGGUUACAUAAAAAUAACAAGUGACACUGCUGAUGUCUCAGCUGGAGAAUUUUUUAUGUUUGAAUGCAGACGUGGAUUAUUCCUAGCAUCCUUAAACUCCACUGCACCUUUCGGACUGGAAUGCUUUGCAGACACAGCUAAUAUUCAGGGAGUCUAUGAUUUGCCUGCAGAAGGAUCAUGGGAGCCAUGUGUACCUGAUCCCUCAUACAUUCCUGGCUGCAAGUCAGAUAUGUGGCCUAAGCCCACUGGAACAGACUUAGUCCUUGAUAGUAAUCCAAGUAACAUUCCCAUUGGUGACACACUCAAGUUUAUUUGUCCUAUAAUAGCUAACCCACCUUCCACUAAACCCACCCUUAGAGGAAUUACAAGCUAUGGGAAAACUUUUGAGCUAAGAUGUCUUGAUGGAGAAGUGCUUGAAAGAGCCUUUUGGCCUUCUUGCAGACCUCCCAAAAAAUGUAUUGGUUCAGAAGGACCUGAAUUUGACACAGAUGCUACAGGACUUGCUCGGUCAUAUGAUGAUACCUAUGAAUUUGAAUCUUUUAAUCUCAGUUGUUCGGACACUGUGAAAGAAGUUCCUGGAACAGGACAAUUUUCUGUAACAUGCGGAUACUCAUCAAACAGUGCAUCUGAAACAGCCAACUGGACAAUUCCAACUUCAUGGCCUGUUUGUCAGUUUAAAGACUCAGAAUCCUGUGAUCCUGUAAAUGAAAUUCAAAUUCCAAUUGAUACAGGAUUGAUUCCUGAUACCAAUAAAUUUAUACUAAAGGAUUCAGAUGGAGUGUUCAAAUGUAGGAAUACCUCAAGAUUGAUAUACUUUCCUGAUAAUAGACCUCCUGCGCGAACAAUGAACAUAAAAUGUGGUAGCACAGGUGACUUUAUCCCUCCCGAGGUUUGGCCAACCUGCAAAUGGCCAUCUUGUCCUAACACCAAUCUUCCACCAGAUAACUCAACAAAACAGUUGCGGCCUGUCAUAACAGAUCCAACACCCAUGAAUGAAUUCUUAAGAUAUGUAUGUCCUGGAAUUAAUGUCACUGAUAGUGGACCAAGUGUUUUGGUAAGAUGUCAAGCAUUCACAAAUGGAUCAGGAGUAUCUUAUGCCUUCCCUGCAAGUUGGCCUAAUUGCAGAGCACCUUUUGUUUGUAGAGCAAGUAGUUUUCCUGCACUUCCAGCUUAUGCAAGUAGCUCAGGUCUGGUUUGCCCAGCAACUAAUGUCACAGAGUUUUCAAGUGCAAACUGUACAUGCCCAGCAGGAAAGAUGAUGGACUCUAAUGUGAUGCCUAGAUGUGCACAAAAUGGAGUUUGGACUGCCCCAACUACGUGGCCUGUUUGUGUUGCUGUUUCUACACAAGCAACAACAGUAGCUGCUGCAACAUCUACUGUUAAGGGAGCAGAAGCUACAACAACAGCAAAUACUGGAACUACUUUGACAGGAACUGAAAUUACAACUGUAGCUGAAACUUCUACUGGUUCCACUGUCUCUGACACUUCUGCUGUACCUACAAGAAGAAAAAGAAGUAUUGUAGAAUUUGUGUAUGACUCAACCAAGAAAUCUUAUGUUUCGGUAAAAGAGCUUGCAUUGAUAAGAGAGAAAAGACAGGCAUCAAUAACUCCCAACUACAUUGAAGUGGUGAUGGAGAUUCAGUUUGCUGCAAGAGCUAAUGUUACAGGAUUAAGAAUAACAGAUUUAACAACAGUAUUGAGAAACAUUACAACCUCCAUGAAAGGGGAAUUUAGACCUGACAAGUCUGAUCCCCUCUACCUAGCCUUAGAAGUUCCUCCUCCUAAACUGGAGACAUGCCGAGAUUGCAUUUUAGUUCAGAGACCUACAACAUGUGAAAAUGACCUUCUAAGCCUUAUGAGAGCUGGUUACUCCAACAAUAAACCAGUUGUCUUACAAGAUGACCCCAGGGGAGGGAAGAAGGAUGUUUUAGAAUUGAUGGUUGGAGCAACUGUGGAAUUGUAUUGUACAGAUUAUUGGAAAAAACCAAAGAAAGAUAUCUGGGAUGAUGACCGAACUGAUGGUGUACUUACAGCAACCUGCCUGUUUACAAGAAAGUUUAAUCUCCCCUACGAUAUCUCGAGCUGGGGAAGUUGCUUGGCAAAAUGUCCGGAAGUAAAACCGGAAACUGAUUCAACUGCAAUACCGGACACUAAACUUGUUCUUAGUUCUGCUUAUCUAGGGGAUAAAGAAACUCAAGAGUUAUGGGAGGGCGAAGAUAUUGCCUACGUUUGUAAAAACAGUUCCCUUGUGAUCAACAACAACCCCGAUCUGGUCGCCGUGAAGUAUAUGUGUAAAGCUGAUGGUUACUAUCUCACUCCUAAAGGGAUUGCUGCAGGGGAUCCCUGGCCUAUCUGUACUACCAAACCUGUUAGACCACAAAUCAAGGAGGCAAUUCGGCUAAUGCUUAAUAAGUUUGACAAAAAUAUUGCUUACAGGCAUGCUUUGUAUGGUGGAAAUAUCAAGAAAACUAAAAUUGAAGAUGAAUUGGUUGGAAAAUUCUAUACGCUUACUUUGCCUUGUGCUGCAGGCUUUAUCGCAGCAGUUAUAGCUUUAUGUUGCUGUACUCGACCUGAUAGUGUUCUAUGUAAGAUCUGUGAUCCGACUAUAUCUGAAAAACCGACUGGAAAAUCUGCUUUGAGGCGCAGUGCUAGAUCAGCCAGAAUGAGUGCUCGGAGUACUGCAUCCCUGAUACCAGAUCCAGAGCUAGGAGAGGGAACUCCGGAGGGAGAAAGUAUGGACGAAAAUCCAGAAGAAAAUCCGAAAGAGAAUCCUGAAGAGAAUCCUGAGGAAAAUCUGAAUGAAAAUACUGAACAACCCUCUGAGGAAAAUCAAGAGGAAACUCCAGAAGAGGAAGAGGAAAAAGAAGAAGAAGAGGAAAAAGAAGAAGAAAAAGAAGAAGAAAAAGAAGAAAAUGAAGAAGAAGAAGAAGAAGAGGAAGAAUAGAGUAUUAAUCAUUAAACCUAUGACUUGUGAAGCAGUGCCUUCAUUGAAUCAUUAAAACAAUCAAUAAAUUGAAAUUGUUGAAAACCUUAAAAAAUAAAUAAAAAUAUGUAAACAUUAAAUAUACAUCGUAACAACAAUGUAUUAUCAGUAAAUAAUCUAUGAAUAUAAAACAGAUUACAUUUA